Molecule: messenger RNA, 1575 nt
Organism: Nicotiana attenuata
Lineage: Eukaryota; Viridiplantae; Streptophyta; Magnoliopsida; Solanales; Solanaceae
Product: UDP-glycosyltransferase 74F2-like
Exons: 2
Coding region: 32-1402 (456 amino acids)
Molecular function (GO): UDP-glycosyltransferase activity
Source: RefSeq, a predicted model, not a curated record
AUUAGACUUCCAAAAAAGGAAAAGAAGAAAGAUGGACGUGUUGAAUAAUAAAAAGUAUGGAGCUCAUAUUUUAGCUCUUCCUUAUCCAAGCCAAGGCCGCAUAAACCCUAUGCUUCAAUUCUGCAAACGUUUAGUCUCCAAAAGUCUAAAGACCACUUUAGCCAUUACUAACUUCAUUUCCCAUUCUGUCCGUCCAAUUUCCAAUACCGUUGGUAUCGAUACCAUUUCCGAUGGGUUCGACGAAGGUGGCUACGCUGAAGCUGACACCGUAGUCACCUAUCUCGAACGCUUCAAGAAAAUCGGCUCGCAAACCCUAGCUGAUCUUAUUAAGAAAUACGAAAAAUCAGAGUUUCCUAUUACUUGUGUCAUUUAUGAUGCUUUCAUGCCAUGGGCUUUAGACGUAGCUAAAGAUCAUGGCCUAAUUGGAGCUUGUUUUUUCACUCAAGCUUGUGCUGUGAACUAUAUUUACUAUUAUGUUCAUCAAAGAAAAUUGACAUUGCCAAUUUCUUCACCUCCGGUGAGGAUUCCGGGAUUGCCGGAGCUCGAACUUCGAGAUAUGCCGUCAUUCAUUUAUAUCCAUGGUACAUAUCGAGCGUAUUUUGAGUUGGUGUUAAAUCAGUUUAUAAAUGUGGACAAAGCUGAUUAUGUAUUUGUGAACUCAUUCUACAAGUUGGAGGCUGAGGUAGUAGACACAAUGUCAAAAGUCACCCCAGUGUCGACCAUAGGCCCAACGCUGCCAUCUUUGUAUUUGGACAAUAGAGUUGAAAAUGACAUUGAAUAUGGUCUCAGUCUAUUCCAUGUGGAUGCUUCAACAUGUAUCAACUGGCUAAAUACUAAAGUAGAAGGAUCUGUUGUUUAUGUAGCUUUUGGUAGUAUGUCCACUUUAGAUAAUGAACAAAUGAAAGAAAUAGCUUGGGGUUUAAAAGCAACCAAUUGCUACUUUUUAUGGGUUGUUAGGACUUCUGAUGAAGCAAAAAUUCCCAAAAAUUUCAUUGAGGAAACCUCUGAGAAAGGAUUAUUGAUAAAUUGGAGUCCACAACUACAAGUCUUAUCUAAUAAGGCAAUUGGGUGUUUUUUCACACAUGGCGGGUGGAAUUCAACGACUGAAGCUUUGAGUCUUGGAGUGCCAAUGGUUGUAAUGCCACUAUGGACUGAUCAAACUACGAAUGCGAAAUUAGUACAAGAUGUUUGGAGUGUAGGGGUGAGAGUUAAUUUUAAUGAGAAAGGGUUUGUUGGAAGAGAAGAAAUUGAGAAAUGUGUAAGGACAGUAAUAGAAGGAGACAAAGGGAAAGAAAUGAAGAAAAAUGCCCUUAAAUGGAAGGAUUUGGCCAAGGAAGCUGUUAAUGAAGGUGGGACAUCUGAUAAAAAUAUUGAAGAAUUUGUAUCAAAAUGUACUAAAUAAUUCAAUGAUCAGUGAUCCAGUCAUUGCAUUUUAGCUACUUUUUUUUUUUUUAAAGCAAAUAAGACAGAAAAUAAAAUAGGCAUUUGAAUUUUGAUUUCUUAAUUCCUGUUUUCUUUCCUCUUGUAAGCUCUCUUAAUUUUUGUUAUUGAAUAAGUGGGAUCCAAAAGUUUUUA